AUGGAAUUACCGAAAUAUCCAGCUCCUUUCGUUUCAAGCCCUAUCACUUCUCCCCGUUCACGCAGCAACACGAAGCUCGUUGACGAUAUCACUAGUCUUACAUCUUUCAAUCCAUUUGCCGAGGAGGACGAAAACGAUCAAUCUUCUUACGCGCUUGUCUCUUCUCUCUUUUCCAAGGUCAAGAACUCCUUAGCGGGACCUCUUGCGUCCGUAGGAGCUGGCACCACUUCUGCCUCCAACGUCAACCCACCCUCGAGUUCAGCGGAUCAAAGGCGUCCGUCAACGUCUGAAAGCAAGACCGCGCCUAGUAUAUCCCAGUCUCGACCCUUGGCUGAACGUCCGACAUCGCUACAAGUGUCAGCAUCGAAAACAGCCGCCCCGAUGGUUUCUCUGACACCAGUCGUUUCCGAUGCUCCAUCGUUAAAUGCAGAGCAUGACCGUCCCUCCUCUCGAAGCGCACAACUCUAUUCUCCGUCAUACGACCCUCUUGACGGUGGCGCGUACGGCACAUCCAUACCCGGCUUUCCGAUAGCAGAUGAUGCCCGCAGUGUACGGACAACGAUGAGCAGCAAGCCGCCAGUUUCUAUCUCCAAAGCCAUCCGCAGGAUUAGGGGAGAAGGUCUUUCGCGUGAUUAUUGGAUGGACGACGAUAAUGCAAAGGAAUGCUAUGAUUGCAAGACCACGUUCACGGCAUGGCGUCGGAAACACCAUUGUCGUAUAUGCGGCCAGAUAUUUUGUGCCCGAUGCGCAUCCAACAUCAUGAACGGUGGCCGCUUUGGUCAUGACGGAAUGAUUCGCGUGUGCAAUCUCUGUCUCGAACAGGCCUCGAAGACGGACGACGAUGACGAUGACGACAGACGCUCGAUUGUUUCUAGCGCGACUUCCCCUUUCCCGCCCCACCAACUAGGACACCCCCAUUCCCCAUUUUCGGCCUUCAAUGUCUUCGGCCGGAAGGAUGACAACUUCAACCUCUUCUCUAUCGCCGAACGGCGAUGGCCGAUCCCGGAGGACGGGAAUGGAUCAGUGUAUACGCCACGGAAUACCGAAGAAGAUGACCAAAUGUGGGAAGCAGCUAGAGGGAAUAUCGCGCCAUUCCGCCGUGCACAGAUGGAUGACGACAAGGAUUCCGGAGCAUCAUCACCCCAUCUUGACGCCCGAGAUAUAUCACCCUCGCCGAACUCGAACGCACCAAUUGAAUUCCCGGCUUCGCUGUCUGUGCGGACGGACGGCUUGAGCACCAUACAAUUCCCCACUGGCGUUGCUGACCAGGCAUAUCCGAUUGAUAGUCCUGGCCCACACAAUAUGUCUCGAUCGCGCCUCAGUUCCUUCAAUGCGGAGCAUGACUCUUCGACGCCAUUCAUACGCAGCCGUGUGCAGAGCAGGCUUAGUUAUGAUUCCAACCUGAUGACUGAAUAUGGCUGGCGUACCAGAAGAGAAAGUACAGCUUAUGCGCAGGAGCUCAACCUCAUCUCCAUGUUUCAUUUGCGUAUCAUGCUUCAGCAGAUGCUCAAGACGGAGAAUAUACCUAACCCGACGGAAUGGGAAGACGUACUGAUGAAGCUGGCGCUUCGCAUCGCUCGCGAGAUGACGUUCACUGCCCUUCCGCAGCGGCAAGGAGCUGAGAUGGACGUGCGUCGAUAUGUCAAAAUCAAGAAAAUUCCCGGUGGCUCUCCGUCCAAUUCGGAGUACGUCGAUGGUGCGGUGAUAACCAAGAACGUCGCUCAUAAGCAAAUGCUGCGAAAUCUACGGAACCCACGCGUGAUGCUCGUUACCUUUCCUCUCGAGUUCCAUCGCGUGGAAGGCCAGUACAUGCACUUCGGCCAGAUCGUUCGCCAGGAAAAAGAAUAUCUCGGUAAUUUGGCAACGCGCAUCGCGGCAUUGCGUCCCCAUGUGAUCCUCGUGCAGAAGUCGGUUUCUCGCCUCGCGUUGGAUCAAUUGGCAAAGCAUAAUAUCGCAGUUGCGAGAUCGGUCAAAGAGUCCGCAAUAACCUUCAUCUCCCGGAUGACUCAGGGGGAUAUCUUUUCCUCGAUGGACAAGCUUGUUGUCGAGUCACGCCUAGGCCACUGCCAGCACUUCCGGAUCCAGACAUUUGACCAUCCCUUGAUUCCUGGUCGUCGGAAGACGUACUUGCGUUUCGAAGGAUGCAACCCUGAUAUGGGAUGCACCAUUCUUCUACGAGGUGGGGAUAUUGAAACAUUGCGACGCGUGAAGAAGGUAACACGAUUCCUCGUGUUCACUGUCCGAAAUCUCAAGUUGGAAACCCAUUUAUGGAAAGACUCCGUGAUCGCUCUUCCGAACCUCACCAAUGAUGCUGCGCCAGCGCCAUACAGUUCCCAGGUCCUGACUUCAUCCGAGGCCGUCGCUGGAACAACAGAGCAGAACCUAUCGGAACCAUCUGACGAUGAUGAUCUACCGACCGAGGACGCCAAACAGCUCCGUGUUUCUCGGAGAAUCCAGGAUUCACUUGACCCCUACCUAAAGACCUUUAUCUCAGUAUCUGCGACCCUACGAUUCCCUCCGCCAUACCCCAUUCGCCGGAUGAAGGAACUUGAUGAGCAACUGAUGCGCGACAAGCGGGCAUGGGAAGAUGAGGUUAUUUCCCGUGAAGAGAAAUCGCAAGUUAGGGGAGACCCAGGUUCCAUUGCGCAACCUACCCUCGUUACGCCGGACGAGACGGAUAAGGAUGAUAUUAGAGCGAUGAUCGAGUCUUUGCCCGCCCCCGACAUCCCGAGGACUCCUGCCUCCGAGUCUCAGGUGUCCACGCGACAAGAGUUGGGCUACUUUGAUCAGGAACCUGUCCAUGUCGCAGGUUCAGUCCCGUCAUCGCCAUUACCUUCAGCACUUUCUUCGGACCAUCAAAUGGUACUUCUCAAGACGUCGAGGGACAUUGCUCUGGAGAGUCGACUCAGCCAUGUUCAAUGGCAACAUGAGGAGCAGCGUCGUAUCUGGGAGUGGUAUCUCCGGAAAAACAAGGAUGACCUUAACGUGGAGAAGUAUCAAAACAUCGCCCUGUGGGAAAUGAAGUUGCCUAUCAAUGAAUACGGACAUCGACGACCAUGCUUCCCGCCGCAGAUGAAAUACAUGACAUUCUAUGGAGAAAACGACUGCACCCUUGGACGGUUCAUAGAGAAGUCUGUUCACGAAACACUUGUUCAUUUCCUGGACCCAAAGGCUAUUUGUUCAGGCAAGGGGUGUAACCAGCCUAUUGCACGGCAUUGCACUGUCUACGUCCAUCACGAAGCUCAGAUACUGGUAGCGGUGGAACAGUGGGAUGGCCAAAUCAACGGAAGGGCCUAUCAUCCGUUAGCGCCGGAAUUAAUCACCACCUGGAGUCUUUGCCGUGUUUGCGGCUCUGUGACGCCCUUCAUACCCGUUUCGGAGGAAAUGCAACGAUAUUCGAUGGCGAAGUUCCUCGAACUUCACUUCUAUCCGGCGGAUGUUGAACUUGUUCAAGGCGCGGGAUGUCAUCACAACAUCUACACUCAUCACAUCCGAUACUUCGCUUACCGUGGUAUGACAAUCCGUUUCCAGACGGACCCGAUUGUCCUUCAUGAAGUGGUCUAUCCACCGAUGCGCAUACGCGUCCGCCCGGAGACCCUCUUGGAGUUGAAGAACGCCGACUAUCAACGUUUACUAAGUAGGAAUGAAUUAUGGUAUGCGGCCUUAAUCGGGGAUCUGAAGAAUAUCAAGAUCGAUGCCGCCACCGGGGACGAAGAAUAUGAUUCCGGAGUAGCUAGCCAAGUGAAUAUUCUAAUCAACAGGGCCAAGUCCGAGAGAGAAGAGAUCGCGAAGCUGUUGAAACGGCUUUAUGACGAGUCAGACCCUACGGAUACUUUGGCUUUAAACCAAGCCCGUGCAUACCGGCAAGACAAGAUCGUAGCCUGGCAGCAGGACUUCGACAAGUUGCCGAAACCGAAGAUGGGCGGUUUUGCGGUGGACAAACGAAGAGUAUCUGGUUUUGGGACUGUCAGCGGUUUAGGCUCCAUGUGGCAGAAAUAUGGGUUCCUCGACAACCAGCAUCUACCGUCAUCAAGUGUCUCAGAGGCUGAAGAAGGUUUGCCUCGAAGACGAGUUACAGGCGACUCGAUAGCAUCGACGUUGUCCUCAGAUGCGUCAGCUUCAGAAUCAGAAGCUGGAGACGAUGUCCCGAUGGAAGGACCGGCAGGGGAGUUCAUCGCUACGAAGGGACCUACUGAAUCUCCCGUGCUCAAUGAGGAGGGCGCAGAUAGCGACUCGACGAUUGGCGCUAGCCGCGGACCUACGCAACCGUCUGCUGAUACCCCAUCGUCCCCAAUCCAGGAACGGCGCAAUAGUCCGGAGGAAACCAUGCUUCCCCGCCUAUCUCGGCUUCCGCGGCGUACUGCUCAACAACCCACUGUUGCAGAUUUAGUCAAGCGGUACUCAGAAGUCCUCCCCCCAGAAGGUGUCCGUGAUCUUGCCAAGACAGCGUUAGCACCGCAUUAUCCUAUAUCUGAGAGUGAGCAGGAAUAUGCAUCCCGACCUUCGGCCAGACCACUCCCUCGCCAUCGUAAUCGACCCGUCAACAAGCCUGUGUUCCUCCGGAAAUCGUCUGUCUCUGAUUUUGAGUCGAGCUACGCGGCGAACAUUGCGCCCCGAUACUUGACUCCCGCUAGACGGCCGACUGGGACUCAGGCAAAUAGCCGUAUUCCUGGGCCUGCAGUCCCCUCUAUCGAGUCAACAUUGCCAUCACGACGAGCAUCGCCAGAUAAGCGUCCUUCAUUGACGCGUAAUGGAACAGAGGACACGAUCAAACGUACUCAAGCUGUAUCUCCGGUUGGUGAAACGGGGCUCAUCGCUGGUCCCUCUCAGAUCAUCAGAGUGAAAGGCAGUAAUCGCCCUUUUAUCAGAGAGAGAGGUGCUUCCCGGCCCUCCUCAGCUGCAGCCGGCAAGUCCACCCUGCGGAAGCAGCCCGUCGUUCCCGGAAGCAGAGUCUCUCAUAUCGCCAAGCAUUUCGAGCGCAUAACGAGGGAUCAGGAACGUGCAAACCGUCGAUAUGCGGUUAUCCGUGGCCGACGAGCCCGUCCAGUGGCUUCGUCCCGGGCCAGGGUCGAAAUUCUUGACAGCGUCAAAGACGCGAUCAACGAUGAGUUCGAGGCAUCCGAUUCUUCCAGUGAAGCGGAUGACGAAGGUGAAGGGGAUGAAGAAGGCGCACAGGCAACCGACGUUGUGUCCGGAUCUCCGUCCGCGUCUCCAUUCCCAAACAGCGAUUCACGACCGGGCGCCUCGACUUCCUUGGAUACGAUUAACGACGAUGUUCCCGUGCUAGGGAAGGCAGUUCAUCAAGAUCCUUCCCCAGUGGUAGUUCAAGAUCUCACGCCAAGCUUGGAUAUUUCAGUGUCUGCACCGUCAUCGCCAUUGCUUUCUGCGGCCAAUGCUACCAAAGUCCAGGGCCUGUCGACUCCACCUCAAUCCGACCUGGAGGUUAACCCGAACGGCGCAGAUCGCAAUUCUAUGCUACGUCAAGCGUUGUCAAGCCUCUGGCCAGCCCCUCUCUCACAUCAACGACAUCGCAUGGAUCUGGACGGGGAUGACCCUCUUGCCGAUCCUGAGCAUAUCUUCAGGGAUGCCUCCAUGGUGGUUCGCACGGAUGAACCCACUUCCAUCAUAGCUCUGGUUUUGAACUCCCCGCAAUAUCGCGAGAUGCUCACGAAAUCUCGAGCAGAGAAGAGGCAAGCCAGGGAACCCAAGGUGGCAGAUGGCAGCGGCGAAGCGUUUAUGCCGGAUGAUAGAUCCGUGGCAGAAUCUACAUCGACCUGGGGUGUGGUCAACGUCGACAGUUCCGACAGCGCGAAUCCAACGGAAGAGAUGCGAGUUCCAUCGUCGAAACUCCCAUGGGUUUUUACUUUUGAGAGCAGCGGAUUGGAGAUCAGUUGUACGGUUCUGUUCCCGGAGCAGUUCGAUGCGCUCAGGCGUACAUAUGACUGUGAGAAACGGAUGGUCGAAUCCCUCGCGCGCUGCGUUAAAUGGGAUGCCAGCGGGGGAAAGUCAGGUUCCGCCUUCUUGAAAACCAAAGACGACCGGUUCAUUGCAAAGGAACUGUCCAGGGCAGAGCUACAAGCUAUGGCAACCUUCGCUCCUGCAUACUUUGACUACAUGUCCUCAGCAGUGGUCGCCCAACGUCCCACCUUGCUUGCCAAAGUGUUUGGAUGCUAUAAGAUUACGUUCCGAAAAACACAAGACCAAUCGACGUCAAGGACGAGAUAUACGCAAAUGAAUUUGCUGGUUAUGGAAAACCUCUUCUAUGACCGACGCUUCUCGAAGGCACGCAUAUAUGACCUCAAAGGCUCCACUCGAAACCGUCGGGUUCAGUCAACAGGCCGUGAAAACGAAGUACUACUAGACGAGAACCUGGUUGAAAGCGCACACACCGCUCCAUUCUAUCUGAGAGAACAUUCCAAGCGCAUUCUAAGAGGAGCACUGUUCAACGACAGCAAAUUUCUGGCCGAUGUGAAUGUUAUGGACUACUCUCUUGUUGUCGGUGUGGACAGCGUUAACAACGAACUGGUCGUCGGAAUAGUUGAUUACAUCAGAACCUAUACGUGGGACAAGAAGUUGGAGAGUUGGGUAAAAGAUAGCGCUUUCCUUGGCGGAGGAGGCAGUCGGGGAGAACCAACUAUAAUCACGCCCAAGCAAUACAGGCAACGGUUCAUAAGUGCGAUGGAGCGCUACUUCCCGUUGGUCCCCGACCGUUGGAUGAAGCAGCAGGAUGCACCAGAAGAGGACAUAGGUUUAUCUGAGCUUUGGCCUGAUUGGUAAGGCAUGUGACAAGACACUGAGCAUUUCAUGGAGUUCCUAGGCAUUUGUAUUAUACCAGCACAUAACUUUACACCAUCCGUCUAAUAGACCCAUUGUCAAUCACAGCUUCCUGAUCCUUGCUGUUUCUUUGGCCACAAGGCUCUGCGUCUGCCGCUUGAUUUCUGCACCGAAUCUAUCCGUAUUCUGCUUCUUUUCUGCUCUUCGAGUUUGACGCUCUGCCUUGGCAGCUUGCUUCCUAGCUUUCUUGUCCUCUCUUGACUCAUUACGCGGUCUUGCGAUUGUAACGUACACUCGUCGAGCAGAGUCGUCGUCGUGCUCGCCCUCGGGCUUUUCGUUCUGCGCUUCGGUUUGUUUCAGCCCGACUUCUACCGAAGGCAACCCAGUGCGGCGGUCAAUGCGGAUGCGAGGUAUGACCUUUUCACUCCGGGCGCGUAUGAGCCGAGGAUGAUUCUCAAGGUUGCUAUAUGUGGAAAGGAUGGUUUCGCAGUCCCAUCGCUCCCUAAUGUCGUCGACGUCAACAGGUACUAGGAUAUCCUUUUCGUUGCCGUCGUCCCCAUCAUGGACACGAAUAUUGUUAUCGUGGCGCAUAGCCCGUCUGAACGUGUCUAACUUUUCUGCUGCGCUAUCCCCCUCGAGUUUUGGCUUCAUUUUACCGCCGAGGAUCUCGAAGUUGGCCAGAAACUGGUCCAUCAUUUUCUCAAAGUCCUCUCGAGAUGUGAUCAAGUCAGGUGCAUCAUCGUCCUCGUCGAAGUCCUCAUCUUCGCCGUCCUCGUCCGCAUAUUCUCGCUCGAGCUUGUCGAACCGGUCGUCAAGAGUUUGGAGGCCCUCGCUCCGAUACAGCGAAGCACUGCUCAUGCUAUAUCCCGAUGCGUCCGAUGCGCCUCGCCGUCGAUGCUUUCCCCCGAUGACGGCAAUCUGAGGUAGGACUCCGAUCGUAUCGCCACCCUCUGAAUGUUCGUCAUCCGAUCUGUCGUUCGAUGUCGCAUUUGCUUUCUGGAUCCACUUGAACUCAGCAAACCGUGCUUCCCAGCCGGGCUCCUCUUCCUCCUCGGUGCUCUCCACGGUUUGCGUCGAAGAGGAGGCAACAAAGCGAUCGUCGUCAAUCGUUCCGGCAUCGUCAAAAUCAUAAUCAAAUCGAUCCUCCGCGUUUCUUUCUCCAUCAUUAACGAGCUCUCCGAAGAAGUCGUCCUCCAAGCCAUCAUCCACGAACGCAUCGUCUUCAAGCGCCUCCAGGGCUUGUCGGAGGUGGGGAUCCAUGUCUGGCCGGAAACCAGCGAUAGACGAUGGGACUGCCUCCUGAGACUCGUAGUUGAGUGGAAGCUCAGUCGCCGAGGGCAGAACCUCCGCGGGCAAAUCCUUCAAGACGAUGGGAUCCCUCGCUUUGCCCUUGCCUUUGGUCGAGACAACUGGUGCCUCGACGAAGAAACUCUCCACACCGUCUUCCUUAUUUCCGACCUCUCGUAGAUGUUGCAUGUAAUCAUAGUCGGUAUCAUCGAAGUAGAUCCCAUGGGCUGCAGCUUCCCCUAUGUUCGCUCGCUCGAGAUCGUGUGCAAGGUCGGACGGAUUUAUCGUCCUCUCCAAUUCCGCACGAGAUUUCCCCUUCUUGGCAUUUUCCCGUUCGAACGCUUUGAGAACCUGCUGACUGGCGUCGGGAUCAUGGUAGAGUGGGUCUCGUUGCGAUCUAUGCACUAGCUGAAAGUGCUGCGCUCCAGGUUGCCUGAAGAUCGAUUGUUUAGGGGGCAUCGCAACUCGACCAGAAGAACAGCUCGAUAGAUUACAAGGGAUCGU
Messenger RNA from Punctularia strigosozonata HHB-11173 SS5, 8565 nucleotides. RefSeq lists its product as uncharacterized. The record is from RefSeq and is a predicted model, not a curated record. NCBI's taxonomy places the organism in Eukaryota, Fungi, Basidiomycota, Agaricomycetes, Corticiales, Punctulariaceae. The transcript has 17 exons. Bases 1 to 6777 code for a protein of 2258 amino acids. Gene Ontology annotation, biological process: phosphatidylinositol phosphate biosynthetic process. Gene Ontology annotation, molecular function: 1-phosphatidylinositol-3-phosphate 5-kinase activity; ATP binding; metal ion binding. Gene Ontology annotation, cellular component: fungal-type vacuole membrane; endosome membrane.